AUCCUCAAUUUUGCGAAGUCGGACAGAGAUGGAGCUUCGGCCCCGCAAUAAGGCGAUUCCUCCAUCGAUUGAAGUUGUGGAUCUCGAGGAAGAAACUGGUACCAACUCUAAUGACGAACCUUAUGCUAUAUCUUCAGAUGACGAUUCAAUCGGCUCUGAUUUUCAAGUUGACGAGGAGGAGGAGGAGGUGGAGUUCGAGGAGGUCGAUGCUAAUGAUGAUAUACCAAAUCCUGUACCUGUUCUUGCCCCUGAGCCUUUGGCAAUUGCAAACUUACCAAGAGCAAGCAAGAAAAGGAAAAAAGCUUGUGCAAGCAAAGAGAAAGAGAAAGAAGUGCUAAUGUGGGAGAUUUGGGAAAAAGAGCAGAAUAGAUGGAUUGAUAAACAUAUGGCAGAGGAUGUUGAUUUGGAUCAGCAGAAUGCUCUGAUUACCGAAACUGCUGAGCCGCCUCCAGAUUUGAUUAUGCCGCUAUUAAGGUACCAAAAGGAAUUUUUGGCUUGGGCAUCAAAACAGGAACAGUCAGUUGCAGGAGGGAUUCUCGCGGAUGAGAUGGGAAUGGGAAAAACAAUACAAGCCAUCUCUCUUGUUCUUGCCAGACGAGAAGUUGACAGGGCACAGUUUGGGGAAGCAGUGGGGUGUACCCUGGUUCUUUGUCCUCUUGUUGCUGUUUCUCAGUGGUUAAAUGAGAUUGCUCGGUUUACAUCCCCGGGAAGCACUAAGGUCCUUGUAUACCAUGGGGUGAAGAGAGAGAAGAAUAUUAAAGAGUUUAUGAACUACGACUUUGUUUUGACAACAUAUUCCACAGUUGAGAGUGAAUAUAGGAGACACAUUAUGCCGCCCAGGGUGCAAUGUGAAUAUUGCAGCAAGUCAUUUUACCCGAAGAAACUUUUGGUCCACCUGCGAUAUUUUUGUGGACCUUCGGCUGUCAAAACAGCAAAACAAUCUAAGCAGAAAAGGAAGAAGUCUACAGCUUCAUCCUCACAGAAAGGCAAGGAGGCUGAUGCAGGAGAGGAUAACAAAAUGAAGAAUACUAAGAAGAAGACCAAACAAACAGUAGAAGAAGGUCAGUUAGGUUCAGAUGAAAGAGAGAAGUCUCUUUUGCACUCUGUUAAGUGGAAUCGGAUAAUUUUGGAUGAGGCUCAUUACAUCAAAGAAAGACGUAGCAACACGGCAAGAGCUGUUUUUGCUUUGGAGGCUACCUAUAGAUGGGCUCUGAGUGGCACUCCUCUCCAAAAUCGUGUUGGAGAGCUUUACUCCCUGAUCCGCUUCUUGCAAAUUCGCCCAUACUCAUAUUACUUUUGCAAGGGUUGUGACUGUAGAAUUCUUGAUUACGCUGCGCAUCAAAGCUGCCCUCACUGCCCUCAUAAUUUAGUUCGACAUUUCUGUUGGUGGAACAAGUAUGUGGCCAAGCCAAUAACAGUACAUGGAAGCUUCGGACUAGGAAAGAGAGCCAUGAUAUUGCUUAAACAUAAAGUUCUGAAGGACAUCCUUUUAAGACGUACUAAAUUGGGCCGGGCAGCUGAUCUUGCUCUUCCUCCUAGAAUUAUCUCUUUGAGGCGGGAUACACUAGAUGUAAAGGAGUCUGAUUACUAUGAAUCACUAUACAAAAACAGCCAGUCAGAAUUUAAUACGUAUAUUGAGGCUGGGACAUUGAUGCAUAACUACGCACAUAUAUUUGAUCUUCUCACCCGUCUGAGACAGGCUGUUGAUCAUCCAUACCUUGUGGUGUAUUCCAAUUCUAGUGGCGCUAAUGCUAACUUGGUUGAUGAGAACAAAAAUGAGCAAGAAUGUGGUCUCUGCCACGACCCGGCCGAGGACUACGUUGUGACUACUUGUGCACAUGUGUUCUGUAAAGCUUGUUUGAUUGGUUUCUCUACUUCCCUGGGAAAAGUCACCUGCCCGACAUGCUCGAAACUACUGACUGUGGAUUGGACUACCAAAGCUGACACAGAGCAUAAGGCAAGCAAGACAACACUUAAAGGAUUUAGAGCCUCAAGCAUUUUAAAUCGGAUAAAGCUUGAUGAUUUUCAGACAAGUACAAAGAUUGAGGCUUUGAGAGAAGAAAUUAGGUUCAUGGUUGAAAGAGAUGGGUCUGCCAAAGCAAUAGUUUUCAGCCAGUUCACAUCAUUUUUGGACAUUAUAAAUUAUACCCUUGGGAAGUGUGGGGUUAGUUGUGUUCAACUGGUGGGAAGCAUGACCAUGGCAGCUAGAGAUACUGCUAUCAACAAAUUCAAAGAAGACCCAGAUUGCAGAGUUUUCUUAAUGAGCUUGAAAGCCGGAGGGGUUGCUCUUAAUUUAACUGUUGCUUCACAUGUUUUUAUGAUGGACCCUUGGUGGAACCCAGCGGUUGAGAGGCAAGCACAAGACAGAAUUCAUAGGAUCGGACAGUACAAGCCAAUCAGGGUUGUGAGAUUCAUUAUAGAGAACACAGUGGAGGAAAGGAUUCUAAGGCUUCAGCAAAAGAAGGAACUUGUGUUUGAAGGGACGGUUGGUGGCUCCCAGGAGGCUAUAGGAAGGCUGACCGAGGAAGAUAUGAGGUUUCUCUUUACAACAUAACCUCAUCUAAUAGAUAAAACGCUUUUGUAUGGUCAUAAAGAUCUUAUCUGUUUAGGUCUGGGUGCAGAAGUAGAAUGGUAAUGGUAUGUGUAACUUAAGCCCGUUUUUCACUUAUAUCCAGAGAUUUUUUGAUGAUGCUGACACAUCUAUGAUUUUGCUACUCCCUUGUAAGAAAGUGUUUCUGGAUGA
Molecule: messenger RNA, 2743 nt
Organism: Arabidopsis arenosa
Lineage: Eukaryota; Viridiplantae; Streptophyta; Magnoliopsida; Brassicales; Brassicaceae
Source: the annotation of a GenBank genome assembly